AGGUAUAAUUUCAUGAAUCAAAAUUCUCCAUAAAAACAAAACAAACUCAUCAAAAUCCAAUGCCCCACUCAUUCUCUGCACUUUUCUCUUUCUUCUCCCUUCCACUCUCCUCACUCAACUCUCUCUUUCUCAGGUACACUUAGUCAAGAGUCACAGUCACACACACCCAAAACCCAAAGCUUAAACGAGUGUUAGAAAAAGAUAGUCCAAACAAAGAAUCUCUAUCUCUCUCUUUCUUCCUUUCUUGCUCUCCAAAUGUUGUCAUCAACAGCUGGUGAAGACACCGGCUACAAUAGCAAAACUAAAACUCUUCACAGACUUUCUUCUUCUUCUUCUUCUUCUUCUUCAAAAUCAUCAUCAACAUCUUCUUCUUCUUCUCCUACACCGUUUUCACCUUCAAAUAACAGUACUACUCUCCUUUACCAUAGUAAUAAUCAUAAUAAUACCCAGCAAAAAUCUAAAACCAUGGAAGAAGUAUGGAAAGACAUUGCUUCUCUUCAUGACCAUCCUUCUACUGAUCAAGACUUCUCUAGACUCCAUAACCUCCCUUCUUCUCAUCAUCAUAACCCUAACUUUAUUCUUCAAGAUUUCUUUGCUAGACCUACAAAAACCGUCUCCACCUCUACUACUACUCAUGUAGAUACUAUUACUACUACUACUAAUCUCUAUGGUUCUUCCACUGUUCCACCACCUCCUGCUACUGUUCUAAGCUUAAACUCUUCGUCUCAUGUUUUUGAUUUUAUUGAUAACUCCGAUCCUCUUAUAAGGCCUAGUAUUCAUUUGCCUACUAAUCCAGUCUCAAAUGUUACUUCUUUUGAUAGCCCUUUUGAGGGUUUACCUUCUUUUGGAAGGAAAAGGGUUCAAGAAUCUGAUACUAGUUCUUGUGAUCGCCGCCAUAAGCGAAUGAUCAAGAACAGAGAGUCAGCUGCUCGAUCAAGAGCAAGAAAACAGGCUUAUACUAAUGGGUUAGAGCUAGAAAGAGCACAGCUUCUUGAAGAGAAUGCAAGACUCAAAAGACAACAAGAAGAGUUAUACUUAGCUGCAGCAGCUCAACUUCCCAAAAAGCACACACUCCAUCGAACGUCAACGGCUCCAUUUUGAGCAGUAGGGAUACAUGACUGCUUUCGAUUUUACCUAAUAUUUUUCUCUUUAACCUUAGCACAGUUCCUUUAUGGGUUUUUCUUUUUAGUCAUUUGUUUUGGUUGAUGUUUUGGUGAGCAGAGAGAGAGAGAGAGAGAGAGGUAAGUGCUUUUGGAAAAGGAAGAACAUGUAAGUUGGAAAAGGAAAGUGUUUUUUAGCAUAAUCCCAAAUAGGCAGGAACAUUUGAGUGGUGGGUCUUGAGUUGAGCUGGGGGACUGAAUUGGGUUUGGCUUUUGGAUCUUCGUAUUUUGUUAUGUCAAUUUAACAAAAGUCAGCUAAUUGUUAAAAAUAAUUUUGGUAUUUCCAAAUAGUGGAUGGUUGGAUGGAGAAGAGCAAUUCCAAGAAGAUGCAUAGUAAGAGGGGAAAAAAGAAAAAAGAUUGGACAUGACAUUUUGUUCUUGAUGAACUUUAAAAGCCCAUCACUUUCGGAAAAAAAAAAAAAAAAAUUAAAAAUCAGACUCUCUCCUUAUCUCUUUAUCCUUUAUUUUCAAAGGUCUGUCUAUAUUGGUGAUACCUGGUGAUAGCACAAUCUUUUCUGUUCCUUUAUAAUUACAUAUCUCCCCAUUUGAUGGAUGCCUUCCCUUCAUUUCACUUCCUCGUGUUUCUUUCUUGGUUCCAUUAUUCAAAAGGUUGCAGGGAUUACACAUGUCAUCUUUUGAUUGAAAACACAGCAGUCCAACAACAGCCAAAAAGCCUAGAGGAAUUUCAUCACCAACAUCAACUAAAUAUCUGUUUAUAUUUCAUUCUCAUGUGGGUAUCUAAGCUAACUUGAAUUUGAUGUGCUUCUUGUUAAUCACAGCUAAUUUUUGUAUAUACUUUGGUUGUUUUCUUUAGUAAAAUAACUACUACAAGUCUGGAAUUUUAAGUUCCUCCCUGGUUUCUA
Ricinus communis (castor bean) is the source of this 2023-nucleotide messenger RNA. Its product is annotated as protein FD. Bases 256 to 1101 code for a protein of 281 amino acids. NCBI's taxonomy places the organism in Eukaryota, Viridiplantae, Streptophyta, Magnoliopsida, Malpighiales, Euphorbiaceae. Gene Ontology annotation, biological process: positive regulation of DNA-templated transcription. Gene Ontology annotation, cellular component: nucleus. The transcript has 3 exons. The record is from RefSeq and is a predicted model, not a curated record. Gene Ontology annotation, molecular function: DNA-binding transcription factor activity.